Molecule: messenger RNA, 1263 nt
Organism: Zymoseptoria tritici IPO323
Lineage: Eukaryota; Fungi; Ascomycota; Dothideomycetes; Mycosphaerellales; Mycosphaerellaceae
Exons: 5
Coding region: 1-1263 (420 amino acids)
Cellular component (GO): nucleus
Molecular function (GO): DNA binding
Source: RefSeq, a predicted model, not a curated record
AUGGCACACCGGCACAGGAAUAUUCAGGCUUCAGCUUCUCAUCGCCUCACAUUCCCAUGGAACCGAGCGCAUUCAGCAGCAUAUGCUGAGGAGCAUCCAACCAGCAAGCAGACCGAGAUUGGAGCAAUUUUCGGUGUAGAGCGAAGCACGGUGUCCAAAGUGUUGCGACAGAAGGAGAAAUAUCUCUUCCAAGAUGAUGGAAGUCGUUCACCAGCCAAGCGGCCGAAAGGUCGCUCUCCGGACAUCGAGCGUACGCUUGCAGUCUGGGCGAAGAAUCAGGAGAAGAAGGGCAAUCCGCUCACGGACGAACUGAUCAAGCAACAAGCGCGUGCAUUCAUGGCGACAACAACGAAUCCAGACGACUCCGUUGUGCUGAGUUCUAGUUGGAUUGAGAAAUUCAAGCUGAAGAACAAUCUCAUGGGCGCGCGAUCGCGAAAAGCGUCGCUCGCAACGGACGAUUUAGAAGCAGGCUCAGGCGUGCAGUCGUCUUCACAUUCACCAUCUGGUGGACUGGGCUCACCAUCGCCCGUCGAGCUGCGCAGCGUUCAAAGCAACGACAGCUUGAAGAACGAGAGCCCUGAUGACUACAUCGGUUUCGGUGCCAGACAUGGACCGUUUCACUCUCAAAGCGCAAACUCCCUCCACAGCGCUUUCACGGAUACUGCGCCUUCGUCGUUCUCGCCGGCGCCGCUGAGUCCAACGUCUCCAUUCUUCACACCCGAUUCCGGUACCGCGCCCUCAUCGUUCGUGCCGCAAUUGGCCUCGCGACCGCUACAGCCAAACGCGAGCAACUCAAACUCACAUCGCUCGCGGAGCCAGACAUUUCCACAAGUCGACCAAUACAUGACCUCGGGCGAAGCUGUGGCUUCGAAAUAUGGGGAUGAUGAUGUCCUUGACUCGCCGAUGGAGGAGGCCCCCAUGCCGCCCAAUUCGUUGAACGAAACGAUGGGCCGUACUAUGAGCUCGAAGAAAUCUCGCGACGAACGAGUGAGCACUGUCAGCCCUUCCGAAACUAUGCGGCCACCGCCUCUGCCCGCUCACCGGCAAAGUUCCGACUCCGUGAAGCGCGAGUCGAAUCCACCUACGAACAACAACAACAUUACAACAACGACGACCCCAGAAGAAGCUCGUCGGGCGCUAGAAGUCGUCCUCAGCUUCUUCAAACAGCAACCUAACGGGUUCCUGGACUUCAACGAGAGUGUGACGAUUGGGAAGCUGAUGGAGAAACUCAAACUCCACAACCCUUCGGGAAGCAACGCCUGA